AUGACGCUCCAGGACCAGAUGAACCAGACCCAGCAGAAGCUCGCCCAGGCCGGUGAUGCCGUGGCGAGUGUCACCUCUUCGCUUGGCCACGCCGCCGCGUCGUCGGUGACGAACAAGCACGUCUCCUCGCAGGAUGUGAUGCACCUCGAGAGCGAGUACGGUGCGCACAACUACCACCCCCUCCCCGUGGUGUUUGACCGUGGCUACGGUGCCCGUGUGUGGAACCCCGAAGGCAAGGAGUACCUCGACUUCCUGUCGGCCUACUCGGCGGUGAACCACGGCCACUGCCACCCGGCCGUGGUCGGCACGCUGAUUGCCCAGGCGCAGAAGCUGACGCUCUCGUCGCGUGCCUUUUACAACUCGAUCUUUGGCCAGUUCGCCGAGAAGAUCACCAAGCUGCUCAAGUACGACAUGGUGCUCCCCAUGAACACCGGUGCCGAGGCGGUCGAGACCGCGAUGAAGAUUGCGCGCAAGUGGGCCUACCAAAAGAAGGGUGUCCCCGAGGACAAGGCACGCAUCUUUAGUGCGUCGGGCAACUUCCACGGCCGCACCUUUGGUGUGAUCAGUAUGAGCACAGACCCCGACAGCCGCAAGGGCUUUGGUCCCUUCCUCGAGCGUGUCGGCCCGGUGGCUGGCGACAUCAAGAUUCGCUACAACAACGUCGAGGACAUUGAGCGUGCCCUCGAGCAGUUCGGCACCGAGACCGCUGCCAUCCUCCUCGAGCCCAUCCAGGGCGAGGCGGGUAUCGUGGUGCCCGACAUGGGCUACUUCAAGCGCGUGUCGGAGCUCUGCAAGAAGCACAACGUGCUCCUCAUCUGCGACGAGAUCCAGACCGGUCUCGGCCGCACGGGCAAGAUGAUGUGCCACCAGCACUACGACGUGCGCCCCGACAUUGUCACGCUCGGCAAGGCGCUCAGCGCGGGUGUCUACCCCGUCUCGGCUGUGAUGGCCGACAAGGACGUCAUGCUGUGCAUUGCUCCGGGCGAGCACGGCAGCACCUACGGCGGUAACCCGCUUGGCUCGGCCGUCGCCAUCACUGCCCUCGACGUGCUGGUGAACGACAAGCUGUGCGAGCGCGCCGAGACGCUCGGCAACCAGAUGCGCGAGAGCCUCCGCAAGAUCAAGAACCCGCUCCUGUCCGAGGUGCGCGGUAUGGGUCUCCUCAACGCCAUCGUCAUCGACGAGACGAAGAGCACCAAGAAGCGCUCGGCCUGGGACCUCUGCCUGCUCCUCGCGGACAAGGGUGUGCUUGCCAAGCCCACGCACCAAAACAUCAUCCGCCUCGCCCCGCCGCUGGUCAUCACCGAGGAGGAGCUCGAGCGCGGCCUCAAGGCCAUCGAGGACGCCCUCAACGACCUCGACACCGUCGAGACCAUCCCGGGCGCCGAGGAGGCGCACUAA
Molecule: messenger RNA, 1401 nt
Organism: Malassezia japonica
Lineage: Eukaryota; Fungi; Basidiomycota; Malasseziomycetes; Malasseziales; Malasseziaceae
Gene: CAR2
Product: ornithine aminotransferase
Exons: 2
Coding region: 1-1401 (466 amino acids)
Cellular component (GO): cytoplasm
Molecular function (GO): pyridoxal phosphate binding; L-ornithine transaminase activity; identical protein binding
Source: RefSeq, a predicted model, not a curated record